Messenger RNA from Monomorium pharaonis (pharaoh ant), 405 nucleotides. RefSeq lists its product as uncharacterized. The transcript has a single exon. The record is from RefSeq and is a predicted model, not a curated record. NCBI's taxonomy places the organism in Eukaryota, Metazoa, Arthropoda, Insecta, Hymenoptera, Formicidae. The coding region runs from base 1 to 405 and encodes 134 amino acids.
AUGGUGGCUGCCACCGCCAAGUCCUGGGAGGCGGAGGAGCCUCCCGGGACCCUGGAUGUGGAGGAGAAGGCGGCCUGGUUCCGGGAGGUAAUGACGCAGGUUUGCGACGCGUCAAUGCUCCAGAUUCGGGACCUUCCUCUUCGCAGGGUGGUUUACUGGUGGUCGCCGGGGAUCGCGGAGCUUUGUGCGAAGUGCGGUCUUCGGCGGCGUCGGUAUCUCCGCUGCCGCCGCAGGAAGCGCCACUCGGAGGCGGAGGCGGCUGCCCUGUAUGAGCCCUAUCGCGAGGCAAGAAGGGCUCUGCAGGGCACCAUCGCUCGGCCAAGGCCCGGGCCUGGGAUGAACUCCUGGAAGCUCUCGACAGUGACCCAUGGGGACGCCCUUACAGACUGGUCAGCAACAGGCUGA